This is a messenger RNA of Mycena indigotica, 693 nucleotides long. Its product is annotated as Small nucleolar ribonucleoprotein complex subunit. The record is from RefSeq and is a predicted model, not a curated record. Bases 1 to 693 code for a protein of 230 amino acids. NCBI's taxonomy places the organism in Eukaryota, Fungi, Basidiomycota, Agaricomycetes, Agaricales, Mycenaceae. The transcript has 7 exons.
AUGUCUAAAUUUCCGUCGAUGAUGACGGCCGCGCCGCGCCCUCCUUCCAGUGAAAGACAUGAAAUUCUCCCCCGACGGAAAAUUCGCAUGAUACGCAGCUCCAGACUUGAGUUGCUUUAUAACAACGUCGAGAGACAUGACUCGGACUGCUCGAUUGUUCACCCUCAAUUCGUUGGAAGCCUUCCGACCGAAGACAUCUGCUGGGCACAGGGGCGCAGUACUUCUCCAGCGAUGACAUAUUCAGUCAGUCGCAAUGGCGGCUGUUUUCAUUGGGAAGAAAAAAGAUUCAGAGUCAAAAAGGAGCUUAUCGCAUCGACCUUGCAAGGCACUGGAAGCAAUAUCAUCGCCAACACACGAUGGGGCGUCUACAAGCGUCAUUGCUUCAACCAAGCUAACACAAAAAGUCGUAUGCACCACAUCACACGCAUACCCAUUGUUGGAUUUCCGACCGGUGUCUAUGACCAUUGGGAAAUGUCGGCGUUCUCCAACGUGCAUGUCUCAGGCGAGGAAUUUUUUUUUUUGGGUGCAAAAAAGCUCGGGCAGUUGCUUGUUCGGGAAUGGCAGUCCGAGUUGUAUAUCCCUCAAGCAACAGGGCCAUUUCCACGACAUGAACACCCUCGCCUAUGCUCCCGAUGGUCGAUGGCAAAAUCGAAGUCUGGUCCACACAUUUUGGCUUCUGCUUUAUCACCUUGA